Messenger RNA from Penicillium riverlandense, 453 nucleotides. RefSeq lists its product as uncharacterized. The record is from RefSeq and is a predicted model, not a curated record. The transcript has 2 exons. NCBI's taxonomy places the organism in Eukaryota, Fungi, Ascomycota, Eurotiomycetes, Eurotiales, Aspergillaceae. The coding region runs from base 1 to 453 and encodes 150 amino acids.
AUGCACAAAGCAAUCAUUGCCGGCGCGGCCCUAAUUGCCUUCUCUAUGAUUCCCACCUGCCCAGCACCAAUUGGUCUUAUUGUCACUGGUCUUGCGGCCCCCCUUAUCGGGGGCUUGACUUAUAUUGGGAUCAACUCGGAAACCACCCCAUAUGGGUAUUCCGGAAAAAGAGAUCUCAAGUUCCCUCGUGCCUUUGGGUACCCUGGUGUAUCGCAAGAUGCCUAUAAUCAGUGCAAGAGCUCAACCAAGGGCAUAAAUGUCCAUGUCCAGCAAACAGCUGAAAACAGCUUCAAGAUCAUUGGUGUCUCUCCUGAGUGUAUGAACCUGGCCACUUUCUUCACUUCGAACAAGGGCGCUCCCUAUCCCUGUUCCAAUAAUUGCCUCCAGUACAACAACUUGACUGCUGCGGACACGAAGAAGCUCAAGGAUACCGUCCAGAGCCUUCUCAAGUGA